AUGGAGUUCGACCUGUCGGCAGCCGUGGAGUCCACCUCCAAGAAGCCCCAGGGGGCAGGCAAGGUGGGAGACCCCAAGCACAGCCCCAAGGUUCAGGGCGGGUCCGCUGAUCACCUAAAGCAUCACCACGGCCAUGGCCACGGCCAAGGGAGCGCCUCAGACUCCAGCAGCAGCUCCACUGAUUCGGAAAAUGAGGUGAAGCCCGGCUCGGAGCUGCACAAGAGCACCCCGGGCAAGGUCAAGAAGCCCAAGGUGAAAAAAGAGAAGAAGAAGAAGGAAGAAGGGAAGAAGAAGGCUUCCCAUUGA
Messenger RNA from Rangifer tarandus platyrhynchus (Svalbard reindeer), 306 nucleotides. The record is from the annotation of a GenBank genome assembly. NCBI's taxonomy places the organism in Eukaryota, Metazoa, Chordata, Mammalia, Artiodactyla, Cervidae.